AUGGGUCUCCGUAGUAAUAUUCACUCGCAUAUCGGCGAACGAUGCAUCUGGAGUGGGUGUAUUCGGUGGAAUAGCCAAAAAUAUUGGGAUCGCCGCUUCAAGGUAAAUUUCCUUAACCAUGGCGGCAUAUUGCAUAUCAAUAUUACGCCGUACAUCCAAUCCGUACCGAUAUAUACAAAGGCGUAUAUCUGGGGUUACCACAAUACAAAAUGUAAUGCUUUUUUGAGGGUACAAGUGUGUAAUCGUGGUGUUAUAAACACGUACACUACGGUAUCUCGCGGUUUCUCCACCAAGACAUCGGAGAAUAAAGAAUCCGAUAACAACGAACCAUCGCUAGAAAAACCUAUAACAUCAUUGCAAAAACGACGUGGAGUAUUAUGUCUGACACGAUGUAUGACGAGGGAAUUUCCAAUUGUAUUGCCAACAUUCGUGGCACUGAUGGCAUCAAGUGCACUCAUAUCACUGUUUCCAACAGUCGUGGGCCGUUACAUCAACAGCUUUUCAGCACAGACUGUUCCAAGUAUGCUACAGGGUGGUUGUUUUAUUUUGGGUGCUGCACUAGCGUCGUUUAUUAAAACAACCCUUUCGGGGUUUGCCAAACUUCGCAUGUCUAGACGGAUCCGUGAAGAUAUGUUUGAUUCACUCCUUAAGAAGGAUGCCAGUUUCUUUGAUCUGAACUCGUCAGGAAAACUUGCUAGCAUACUUGCGACGGAUGCUAAAGUUGCAGCAGGUAUCAUUGAUCAUCUUUCCCAAAUAGUCAGGGCCUCAAUCAGUUUCACUGCGGGCAUCUAUUUCUCUCUUAAGAUCGCUCAUAUAUCGCUAAUCAUACAUACUGUACUGCCCAUAGCAGGCUCUCUAUUCAUAAUGAUACCGUUAUCAAGGUGCGUCCAGCGCCAGACAUCUCUACAGAUGCGGCACCUUGCGGCACUGGUGUCAUAUACUGAAGAGAGAGUAUCACAUAUAAAGACCGUGAAAACGUCCAAUGCAGAAAAGUUUGAAGCUACAGUAUUCGCCGAUAAGGUACGUUUACCCCAAUAG
Babesia sp. Xinjiang is the source of this 1038-nucleotide messenger RNA. RefSeq names its product putative ATP-binding cassette. The record is from RefSeq and is a predicted model, not a curated record. Gene Ontology annotation, molecular function: ABC-type transporter activity; ATP binding. The coding region runs from base 1 to 1038 and encodes 345 amino acids. Gene Ontology annotation, biological process: transmembrane transport. Gene Ontology annotation, cellular component: membrane. The transcript has a single exon. NCBI's taxonomy places the organism in Eukaryota, Apicomplexa, Aconoidasida, Piroplasmida, Babesiidae.